Lathyrus oleraceus (garden pea) is the source of this 2637-nucleotide messenger RNA. RefSeq lists its product as uncharacterized. Gene Ontology annotation, biological process: telomere maintenance; DNA repair. Bases 1 to 2637 code for a protein of 878 amino acids. The record is from RefSeq and is a predicted model, not a curated record. Gene Ontology annotation, molecular function: DNA helicase activity. The transcript is spliced from 9 exons. Lineage: Eukaryota; Viridiplantae; Streptophyta; Magnoliopsida; Fabales; Fabaceae.
AUGGAUAUUUUGUUGCAAAAAAAUGUCAUGGAUUGUGGAGAUGUUUUGAAAGUGAAAGUAAACAAAUUAACAUCAAUAAAGACCCAGCUCCCAUACUCAUAUUAUUCACUUCCUUAUCCUGCACCCAAAAAAAUACAAGAUAGUGCAGAAAAUCUUGGGGAAGUGCUUCGCGUUGACCGCAUUGAAAAUUCACUCUAUGUGAGUACAGAUAAACAAAUUCCACAAGUGCGCUUUUAUGAUCAUCAGCGAAUUGCAGAUGUGUUAAAUAAUGAACGCAACUCGAAAACAAUGCUCACACAAUUCUUUGCAUUGAAUCUACGAGAUCCACAAGCAAGAAAGUAUCUGUAUAGAGAGAUUCCAGAGCAUUAUUGUUGGAACAAGCGGGAUAUGGAAUGGCAUCGUAGGCGAUCAACAAGAAAAGUUAUCAGGAGAAUCUAUACGGUAUCACCUUCAGAGGGAGAUAAGUUUUACUUGCGACUGUUGUUAUCGCAUGUCACAGGUCCAACCAGCUGGGAGUAUCUUCUUACAAAUAAUGGCAUGACUUUCAGUACAUUCAAAAAAUCAGCCGAGGAUAGGGGAUUUCUAGAGACUGUUCAUAGUAUUCGUGAUUGUUUGGUUGAGGCUACGAGUCUCCGAAUGCCAUAUGCUUUACGAAGGUUAUUCGUGACAAUUUUAAUAUUUUGUGAACCUACUGAUGUUAGAGCCCUUUGGAAUGAGUUUUUUACACAUAUGGUAGAGGAUUAUCAAACAACUAACAAUGUUGUGGAAUCAAACUUAACUAAUAUGUUGUUGAAGGACUUGAAUGAACUCUUAAACCUGCACGGUAAAAAGAUUGAUGAUUAUGAUCUCCCAUCUUUACCCCCUAAUACAAUAGACAGGGGUGCAGUUCCAAGUAUCAUACAAGAGGAGUUAGCGAUCGAUAUCCCCAAUGAAGAUAUUGAAUCUAUUGCUAUGUUAAAUAAUGAUCAAAUGAUUGCAUUCAACACCAUUAUGAAUGUAAUUGUUCAAAAACACAGUGGAGUAUUUUUUGUUGAUGGUCCAGGAGGAACAGGUAAAACAUUCCUUUAUAGAACAUUAAUGGCAAGUUUAAGAAGUAGAGGAGAAAUUGUCUUAGCAACUGCAUCAUCUGGUAUAGCUGCAACAUUGUUACCCGAUGGUAGGACUACACACUCUCGAUUUAAGAUACCUAUUGAUAUUCAACCGAGUUCCAUUUGUGGUAUUGAAAAGCAAAAGGAUCUUGCAAAUCUCAUUAGAGUUGCUGCCGCAAUAAUUUGGGAUGAAGCACCAAUGACAAACAAAAAUUGUUUGGAAGCCUUAGAUCGAUCAUUACAAGACAUUUGUAGCAACAAUGCUCCAUUUGGUGGAAAAGUUCUGAUCAUGGGGGGGGAUUUUCGUCAAGUCCUUCCUGUUGUAAGAAAAGGUACUAAGGCACAAAUGAUUUCAGCGUGUAUUGUUCAGUCUCAUUUAUGGAAUCAUACCAAGAUUUUGCAUUUGCGUCAAAAUAUGCGAUCAUUGCAUGAUCAAGAGUUUGCAGAAUUUCUUAUUCGCAUUGGUGAUGGUGUCGAACCUACCAAACCAGAUGACAUGGUGAGGUUACCUUUACAUAUUGCAAUCCCAUGGGAAGGUGAACAUUCCAUACAAGUACUUAUCCAACAUAUUUUUCCUGAUCUAGAAUUGCAUGGUUGGGAUGCCCCAUAUAUGGUACAAAGAGCUAUUUUGACACCAACAAAUGAUGAUGUCCAGAAAUUGAAUGAUAUGAUUAUCGAUCAGUUUCCAGGAGAAGAACAUAAUUUGUUAUCGUUUGACGAGGUUGAAGGAGAUAAUCAUAAUUUAUACCAGCAAGAAUUCUUAAACUCAAUUGCACAAGGUAGUUUGCCACCUCAUAUUCUAAAGAUAAAAAAGGAUGCACCAUUGAUGUUGUUACGAAAUCUAGAUCCUAGAUAUGGAUUGUGUAAUGGGACCCGGUUAUUAUGUCGUGGUUUAUUUAUGAAUAUGUUGGAUGUGGAAAUCAUGACAGGAAGCAACGCAGGAAAACAUGCUUUUUUUAGAAAGCAGUUUCCUGUGCGACUAAGUUUUGCAAUUACAAUAAAUAAAUCACAAGAACAAACCAUUCCAAAUGUUGGAAUAUAUCUUCCACGACAUGUUUUUAGUCAUGGACAGUUAUAUGUGGCUUUAUCCAGGGGUGUUUCACAGACUACAACAAGAGUUUUAACCAGGGAAGGAAAAUUGAAAGGAGAAGAUGGUGACUACACAAAAAAUGUAGUCUACAAACAAAUUCUUUUAUCGCACCCGCAGAUAACAGACUUUGAAGAUAAAUGGAACACGUGGAAGGAUGAACAAAGUAUUUCAUCCAUCGGCAAACUCGACAAUAAGGUCAAACGUUUGAAAAUUUACUCCAUCGGUUGGAGCUCCACGGUGAUAACAGAUAAAACACAACUUUGGAAAAUGGUGAAAAGAGAAAUAAUAUCUCAAAGGAUGGAGAGAAAUUCAGGUAAUUCAGAAACAAGUCAUAAUUGUUGUUCUACGAAAUCUAGACUAAAACAAAGUAUCUCCAUUCUCCAGUUUUUUAAAUCUCAAGAGCGCAUUGAUAAAGGGAUGUACGAAGAAUUGAUUCGAAUCUUUAUAAGGGAAAAAUAA